UCAACAAAAGUGGGAAUACGAGUCGAGAGCGAAUUUUAAUCCGUCGGUUUAAAUUUUAUUUUUCUUUUUAUAGACGUUUUACUCUAGUUGGUUAUUCACACAUACAAAUAGAUAAUUUUGAAAAAAUAAAAUUUUGUUAUAAUUAAUUUAAAAUAAUACAAUUAUGUAGUUUUUUUUUAUUAAGUAAUAUUGUUAUAAGGAGAUAAAAUUAUUUUUGUUUCCAUAAAAAUAUUUAACUAUAUUAUUGAAUUAAAAUAAUUAUGUUUUUGAAUAAAAUAAAAAAUUAAAUUCAAUUCUAAAUUUAUUAAACAAAAAUUUAAUGAAUGUAUGUAUAUAUAAAAGUUUGUUUGUGUAUAUUUGAAAAAGAAGUGAAGUAAACAAUAAAUAUAAAAAAAACCAAAAAGAAUAAAUUAAUAUUUUUCAUUGUAGGUAUGAUGGUGACGGAAUAUCAUUAAUAAAAAUAAAUAUAAUAAGAAAAUAAAAAGAAAAAAAAUGUAAAAUAAAAUUUUGUAGUUUUUAAAUGAGAGAUGAAAGGAAGGCAUGACUUCAUAAUGAAUAACACACACACUCAAACACCCAUAAAAAAAUUUAUUUUUUUUUUUGUUAAAAACCUUCUAAAGAAUUAAAUUUUUCGAUAUAAUUUUUUGGAGUAAAAUAAAAAUAAUUAAAAAUUUUAGGCAAAAUUUUUUAAUUCAACUUCAUACUUACGUUUAACGUACAUAUGUAUGCAUAUAACAAAAUGAGUAUAUCUACCUACCUACCUACAUACAUACAUAAAUAAUUAUUUACAUUUCAAAUAAAUUAAAAAUAAAAAUUAGAUUUUUGUUCUUUUAAAAAAUUUUUGUAUAUACUUGUUUUUUUAACAUGCCUAGAAUAUUAAUUUUAUAAUUUCAAUUCUAUCUUUUUUUUUUUUUAAAUUUCAAAUAUUCUUAAAUAUUGAAUAUUUUUGUGUACAUACAUAUGUACAUUCUACAUAUCUACAAAGAUAGUAAUAUUACAUUUGCUACACGAUUUAUACCAGUUAACUAACGUACUUUACUUAUGUAUAAGGGUGUGUUUGUUAAGCAACGUUUACUAUGAUAUGAUGUGUACUACUAUUACGAUAGGAAUGAAAAAAUGUGUUUAAGUGUAUGUAUGUAAAGUGUAUAGUGUGGUAUGAAUUUUUUAAUACGCAGGUCAUUCCAUAAGAGCUUAAGAAUAUAGAAAUGUCAAAUUUAAUUUUAGUUUUACAAUAUGAUCAUGUGGUAAAAAGAUUUUUUCAAAAAAUAAAUAAAUAACAACGAAAAGAAAAUAAACAAGUUAAAAUAUCAUGUUAAUUUUAAAACAAAAUUAUAAAACAGAACUGCUUAUAAAUUACUAUUUGCAUUUUAAAAAUAUUUGACACAAAAUGUCAACAUGUCAAAAGCUAAAGAGUUAGCAUUGGUUAAAGAUCCCGUAAAAUCAUCAUCAUCAUUACCAAUAACAAAAAAUGAUCAUCAAGAAAGACGUAAAGAAUUUUUUAGAAAAAUAUUAGAAUCAAAACAACAACAACAAAAUCAACAAGAAAAUUACGUAACAAAUCAAUGUAAUAUUUUGAUGGAAAAUAAUUUUAGUUAUAUUGAUGAUGAUGCAGGUGGUGGUGGUGGUGAUGAUACAGAUACAGAGGAUAAAAACAAUAACAAAAAUAAUAAAAAUUUUCAUCAGAAAUAUAAUCGUAGUAAUAGUCUAAGUGAAAUUGAUAUUGAUUAUCAAACUCAUCAUCAUAAUUUUUAUAAUAAGCCGCCACCUUCAACUCCUGUAAAAUUGAAAAUUGUCACAAUUAAAUAUGAUUCACCAAAUACUAGCCUUAAUAACAAUAGCAAUAACAUUGAAAUAAAUGAUAAUAUUUUAUUGAAAGAAAGAAAAUCUGAAUCGAAUGUUAGAAAUGAAAUUGAAAAAUUUAAUAAAAUACAUUCCAAAUCAAAUAUUGAUGAUAAUAAUAAAAGAUUUUCAAAGAAAUCAAUAGAUUCAGAUAAAAUUAUUAAUAAAACUUAUAAAUUCAAUAAUAAUAUUAGUAAUAAUAAUUUUAGAACUGUAAAUAAUAAUAGUAACAAUAUAAAUAUUAAUAAAAAUAUUGGUAUUAUUAAUAAUAGUAAUAGAAUUUCAUCACCAAAAGAAAAAUUAAUAUCAAAUAGUAACGAUAAUGAAAAAAAUAGAAAUAGUAAUAGUAAUAAUAAUUAUAAAAAUAAUAAUUUAAUUAAAAGUAAAUCAUCUGGUGAAAUAAAAUUAUUGGGAGCGAUUCCAAAAGACACAAAAAAUAAUUUUAAUAAAAUUAAAAAGGACACAAAAAUGACAGAACUAUCAAACUGCCAAGAUCAUCAAUUCUCAAUUGAAGAUAAUGACAAAAAAUGUUCACAAUCUAAUUCUAAGAUUUCUAAAAAUAAUAUUAAAGAAAAAUAUAUUACUAAAGAUAUUGAAGGGCAAAUUGCUUUUAAUUCAGAAUUGUUCGGUGAUAUCAGUGAUUUAGAGGAAGAUCCCUAUAUAGAAUUACAACAAUACUUGGAAAAAGUCAAGCGUGAAAUUAAUGAUGUUUUUGAAGAAUAUCAAGCAAAAAGUCACCAAAAAAUUGAUCAAAAUACAGAUGAUCAAGCAAAAAUUACAAAUAUUGAUGAAUUCAUAACUAAAAAUAUAACAAAUUCCAACCGGAAAUUCCAAAAAGUCAAUACAAAUAACUGUGAUGAAAUAGAUACAUUAGAUAUAUUAAGAAAAAAAUCCAAAUUACAUUUAAAAAAUAAUGAAGUUAAAGAUGUUAACAUUUGGGCAAAUAAAAUAAUCCGAGAAUUAGAUAGUUUAGUUGCAACAAAUGAAGAUGAAAGCAUAAAACUGAGACAAGAGCAACAACAGCAACAGCAACAAUAUCAAUUACAACAACAAUUAUGUAAAUGCAUAAUUAAACCAGAAAAACGUUCAACAAUUCCAUUGCAAUCAUUCAAUUUAUGUGAUUCAACAAAUAAGGAAAGGAUACAUAGUGCAGAUUUUUCAAAAUUACAAAGAAAGUUUGAAAAUGGUGAAUCAUCGUUACCCCAAUCACCUCUAGCAUCCAUUAAUUACAAUAAUAAUAAUAAAAAUAAUAGUGGAAAUAGCAAUUAUAUUAAUAAUUGUAGUACCAAUAACAACAAAAAAAAUGAAGCAGUGUUAAGAAUUGAAGAAGGAACAGAAAAUGACUCAACUAUAUCAACAGUAGUGACAACACCAACACGUACUCAAAAUAAAUCGUCACCGAUUUUAAUGAAAUUAAAUAAAAAAGAAAGAUAUUCACCUAAUAACAAUGGUGGCAGUUGUAGUAGUAGCGGUUAUUCAACAUCAUCAAAUAAAAAAGGUUCUUCAUUUUCAACAAUAUGGACAUCUGAUGAAUCGAUAUUACGUAAUAAUAAUGGCGUAGGUGUUGAUGAUGAUAUCAAAUCAACGACUUCGUCAUCAGUUUGCGAUGAUGCUGCAUCUGGUGGUAUUUUAAGUUCUGGCAAAUCAGGAAAUUCUUUAGAUUCAGCUGAAUUAGAAAAUGAGCAUCAACCAAUUACCGAUUGUGGUUUAAAUUCAACAUUAACAACAGCAUCAAAGCUAACAAAUGAUAAAAAUCAAUUUUUGAGAGAUAAUUCAAAUAUGGCUGCAACAAUUUCAGAUGAUACCGAUUUAUUAGAAGUACUUAGUUUGUAUGAUGGUGUAGAUAACGAUGAAUUGAUUUGUCGAAAUUUCGAUGAAAUCGAUUGCUUAAAUGAUACAAAUCAAAAUAAUAGUAAUAAUAAUAAUAAUAAAACAAAUAACAAAUUGACUACGCCUAGUCAUCAUCCAAUUAAUCUUAAACAUAGAAUGCAACAAAAACAAUUAGUUAAUGAAGAUGAGGUAAUAUUAAGAAAAAAAUUGGAUUAUAAAAUAAAUGAAAAAAAUAGGCAUGCUGUAGCAGCAUCAUUACCUUUAAAAAAUAAUCGAACUCUUAAAGCUCGAAGUCAUAUUAUUGAAUCAAAAAAAUUCAGUGCAUCAAAUAAAGAUAUUGUUAAACAUAGUGGCUCAAAGGACAGUAUAAUUGAUUUAGAUUCAUCUAUAUCGGAGCAAGAAAAUUUUCCAGAUUCAACAUCAACGACAAAUAUACGGGAAUUACAAGCCGAAAGUAGUGCAUCUUUGCAUAGUGGAAAUGAAAAUUUAAGUGAUAUGAUUGAAUUAACAGCUAAAUCUAAUUCAGCUCCAUUACUGGUGAAAGAUUCAAAGUCUAAAAUAGAUGAUUAUCGGUAUAAUGACAAAGAGAAUACACUCAGAUACUCUCGAUCCCAAAGUGAUAGACAUUUAGCUGAAAUUGAAGCAAUCGAAGCUUGUAAAUGGUUGAGAGCAGCAGGUUUUCCUCAAUAUGCGCAAAUGUACGAAGAUUUACAAUUUCCGAUUGAUUUGAAUAAUGUAGCAAAAGAUCAUCCAAUCCUUGAAAAUGAUCCUCUUCAAUCUUUGUAUCGACGACUUUGUAUAUUAAAUCGUUGCGCGGCCUUAAGGCUGGAUAAUGCUUACCAUCACAAACCGCAACAAAAUCAGAAAGACGAUUCUGAUGAUGAAAAUUUCGCCUUAAGUGAUCAAUGGACAUUUCAACCGCAAAUUCGUCGUUGGUCACGUGUUGGUGAAGUCGGUCUUGAAUUAUCAACAAAACAAGCAUCAACUGACAAAGUUGAAAGUUCAUCUAAAGAAUCAAGCCCCGAGCGUUUUGAUGAUGACGAUGAUGAUGAAUUUGAUUCGAGAAAUUAUUCAGCUAUGCCACAAAAUUCAUCAGAUUCAUCAAAAACUGAUUCAGAUUCAAUGUCUCGUUUGAAACGAACAGGCAGUGAACGUUUAAAAGAUGGAGCGAAAGCAUUCUUACGUCGUGUUGAAUCAAUAAAAACACGACGUAAAAAAAGACAAAAUCGUGAUGGGUUCGUUAUGAGUGGCGGCUCAAGCACCCGUAAUCGAGGACCACAAAUUUUAGAAUUACCAAGUUUAGAUCAUAACAAAUUAACAAUAUCGCAAUCAUCUGAUAAGACAGCUGGUAUAAAUAUAACGUAUUCAACGCCUCCGUCCCCAUCAGCCGUUAGUCCAAUACAUUUUUAUCCUCGUCCAACUAAUGUUAUCGGAAAUGAAUUGAAAGUUCCAACAGUAGAUGGAUCAAAUAUGUUCUUAUAUACAAAUCGUUUAAGUCCAAAACAUAUACCAAUUACACCAAGGUCUUGUCAUUCAAGUCGAACCAGUCCAUUACAUUUUUUUUCAAGUCAUAUGCCACAUUUAAAGGAGGGUGUUUCAGAUGAUUCAGCAGCAUAUAUGAGUGAUAGUCAAGAUUCCAAUGCUGACAGCGAUCGUUUAACAGAAAUGAAAAAAAUUACAAGUAGACCUAGAUUUUUACAAAAAUGCAAAGUAGACGAUAUCGGCGCGCAUUCAGACUCAGAAUGUCAUGCAACAGCCUGUCGAAAAUUUAUUGUUAAGGAGUUGAAAACAUCAAAUGAACAUACGAGCAACAAAACCAAAAAGCUUACACGAGGUGGAUCUUUGAAUUUAGGGAAAGAAUCCAAAAAAUACAGAGAAUCAUUUCAAAAUAGGAGUUUUAGAUCUCGGGGAUCAAUUAAAAAAUCAUCAAAAGAUUUAGAUGAUACAAGAACAAAAAAAUCGGUGGUACGAUGGCAUAGUUUCCAAAAUCGUGAGAAGCCAAUUUUUUUCAAAAAAUGUAUUUCACCAACCACUGAAGAAACAAAGUCAGAGGGAACACAAUUUGCUGCUAUGUCUUGUGGCCAAUUGGAGAUGGUUCGAAAGUUAGCGUUGGUAACUUUAACUGGGUAUAUGGAACGUUACUGUCCCAGUCAUAGAACGGGGUGGAACUGGGAAUUACCAAAAUUUAUUAAAAAAAUAAAAGCACCUGAUUAUAAAGAUAAGAAAAUUUUUGGUGUUCCAUUGGUGUUAAUUUUACAAAGAACUGGAAAAUCAUUACCGAUCGGCAUUUCAACUGCAUUAAAAUGGCUACGUUUAAAUGCUCUAGACCAAGUUGGCAUUUUUCGUAAAUCCGGAGUCAAAUCCCGUAUAGUUAAGCUUAAGGAAUCUAUAGAAUCAGUCCAAUCGUUUGAAGAUUGUAUGGAAAUUUUUGAUAGUCAGCAGGCUUUCGACGUAGCGGACGUGUUAAAACAAUAUUUUCGUGAGCUUCCAGAUUCACUUUUAACUGCAAAAAUGUCUGAAACUUUUGUUGCGAUAUUCCAACAUUUACCGCCAGAUAUAAGAAUCGAAGCAAUUCAAGCAGCAGUACUCUUAUUGCCAGAUGAAAAUCGCGAUGUUUUACAUUCAUUAUUAGCCUUUUUAAAUGAUGUUGCGAAAAAAUCUCAAACAAAUCAGAUGACUGCUAGUAAUUUGGCUGUAUGUUUAGCACCGUCAUUAUUUAAUAGCAAUAUAGCAACGGGAAACCCAAUGGCUGUAUCACCAAGGCGUCGUAAGUUGGGCCAACCUAAUAUGAAAGAACUGGCUGAAACUAAAGCAUCUCACGAGUGCUUAACAUUAAUGAUAGAAGAAUACAAAAAAAUUUUCUCUGCAUCCAGAGAUAAAAUAAUGAAAUGUAAUUUUGGCUACAUGGAAGAAUCCAAACCUGUUCCGUUGGAGCAGUUAGGUGAAGGAAUGCAAUAUUACAAUUGGAGGGGUUAUUUAUAUGAAUGUACAAAGGCAACAAUUAAAGAAGGAAGAGAAAAGUCACGGGGGUGGGUAGCUAUUAAUUCAUUGGAUCAAAAUAUUGAAAUUGCAUAUAAAAAAGUAGGCGAUGGUCACCUAUUAAGAUUGUGGCGAUGUUUAACAGAAGUAGAAGGACCCCCGACUGAUGUUUUAAAUUUUAUUUUGAAUGAACGUAAUAAUUGGGAUAAUAAUUUACUGGAAUGCCAUGAGGUUAAAAAAUUAGAUGAAAAAACUCAAAUUUAUUAUUAUAGCCUUGACGGACAAACUCCAACAGAUUUUUGUGUUUUGAGAUCUUGGCAAAUAAAUAAUUUACCAAAACAAGCUUGUGUCAUUGUUGAAACUUCAAUUGAUCAUCGUGAUGCACCUCAUAGUUCUGAUAGCAUACGUGGCGUAGUUUUAGCAUCAAGAUAUUUAAUAGAGCCCUGUGGAAGUGGACGAUCUCGUGUUAUGCAUUUAUCGCGAGUUGAUUUAAAGGGUAAACGUCCAGAAUGGUACAAUAAAAAUUAUGGCCAUAUAUGCUCUCAAUAUUUGGCAAAUAUACGAUCUACUUUUAAGCAUGUUGCUGAAGGACCAGAAAGUAAAGACAAAGGUAAUCAGUUAAAAAAUUGAAAAAUGAAAUAAAUUUAAUUUAAUAUUUGAUUGUUAUAUAACACUUUAUUACAAAAUGAAAAAAUAUGAAAUUAUUAUUAUUAUAUUAUAUAUAUUUAAAAAAAAAAUAAAAAAAACAGAUCUUAUAAUUAUAUACACUUAUUUAACAUUUAUAUAACUAAAAAUAUGUAUUAUAUGAAUAUAUUAAAAAUUUAAAUUGGACCAAAAUAAGAGCAUAUAUUUUAAAUUUGUAUAUUAACAUGAAUUUAUAUAAGUUACAAACAAAAUAAAAUAAGCGUAUAUUUUGUGCUUUACAGCUUUAUUAUAAAUACUUUAACAUUUUGUAUAACAAUAGUCAAAAGUAAUAUUGGAUUGUGAAAACAUUUACUAUGUGUAUACAAAUAUUAGCAAACAAAUUCCAAAUAUAUGCUUAAAAUAUACUAAAAACAAAUGGUUUCCCAUAAAAACAGAAAUAUAAAAAGAAAAUAUUUUUAAUUUAUUGUUAAUAAUAAUAAUAUAUGAUAAUAGAUAAUUACGAAAAAAAAGGAUAAAAUAAAUUAUUUAAAUUUUUGAGAAUUUUAUAUAAACAUUUAUUAAAAUACGAUUUAACUUCACUUAAACCAAACUAGACUAAAUACGUUUUACAAGAAACUUGAUCUUUAAUCUAGUAUUUUGUUGACUAAUAGGACCAACAGUAAGAAUCAUAAAUUUACUCCGAAUGAGGAUCCAUGUACAUCUUAUACAAUACAAUUAAAAAUUAAACCAGUAGAUCUUACUUUAAAAUAUUCAGUUUUUUUAAAAGUUAAAUUAUAGAAGGAACAAAAUAGUUUACACAAUUACGGUUUAAGCUGGUUUAAGUAAAGCUAUAUCAUAAAACGAUAUAUAUAGACAUGCUACAUAAAUACAUACAUAUAUAUGUUUUAUUUUUUUUUAACACGUAUUAUAAAAACACAAAGGUUGAUUGAAUUGGUAUGAAAAAGAGAGAUGUGGAAAGCAUUUUAAAAUUUAUUUAAUUAAUUAAAUACACCCAACUCUUUUUUUACACGGUAGAUAGAUACGUUCCAACGAAAACCGUGUAAACAAAAAAACGUGUAAAAAAAGACAUGCUACUCAUAUGAAAAUUGAGGAUGUGUUCCACAAUUUUGAAAACCCGUGUAAGAUCAAAAAAAGAGUUUUCGGUUGACCUAAAAAACGUGCAAAAAAGUAUAAUAUUAAAAACCAACAACUAUUAUAAUGAAAAAAAAACAUAUGUACAUAUUUAAUGUACAAUAUUAAUAUUAAAAACAAAAUACAGUUCAGGCAUAUUAUGAUUAAAAAAGUAUAAAAUAAAUAAUAAACAAAAUAUAAUUCAAACAUAUUAAUAUUAAAUUUACGCAAUAAUAUUUCCUUUUUGUUGUAAGUAAAUCCAAAGAGAAAUUAUAUUGGCACUAAAACUUAUAAAAAAGAAGUAUUGUUUUCCUCGACACACUUUUAAAUACAAUUAUGUUUACAUUCUUAAUGAUAACGCAAUUUUGAAAAACAGACAAAUAUAAAGUGCGACUAAAAAAAUUCUGAGAAUUUCUCCAGUUAUAUUUUCUUUUUGUAACUGGGUGUACAAAAAUUUUUUUUGAACAUCGUGUUAGAAUAAAUAAUUCGUGUAAAAAAACAUUUUUUGCUUUUUGUGAACCGUGUUAUUUCAAAAUCGUGUAAAAAGAGAGUUGGGUGUAUAAUUGAUUAAAUUUUCUGUUCUCCACCUAUUUUUAUCUUGAUUUAUUUUUGUGUAAUUUUUUUUAUUAUUAGACAUACUUUGUUUUACGGAAAUUUCUGUUCUUUCAAUUAUAGCAUUAAGAGUAGAAACUUGUUUUCCUGUAGCAUAUAAAGCUAUUUUCAGAUCAAUGUCAUAUUAAUAUGUUUGAAAGUGAUAGUUGUGCCUAAAAUUUUAAAGCAAUUUUUAAGUUUUUUUUUAUUAUAACUACUGCAAAAAUAUAAAUUAAAUUAAAAAAUAAAAUAUUAAGUUUCUACACUUUAUGUGGCGGACUAUGUGAAAAUGCUAUUAAGAUUUAUUUUAGAAGUUUCAGUGCAUGUCUGAAUUAUCAAAAAUCCCAAAUUUCAAUGCGGAUUUUACUGAUUUUGCAAAUAAUCCCGUGUAUGUUAUGUUCUUACGUACUUUUUUGUAUACAUAUUUUUUUAGAAUUAUCUGGUACUACAUUUUAAGAAUAAAAUUAUUUUUAAUUUUUUACAAUAUGAUUCUCAAUUCUUUGAUUAUAGAAGGUCCUAAAGAUUUGGCGAUAAAGCUAUUGUGAGGGGAUUCAUAGCCAGUAUAUUAAGAAAAAAAAAAAUUACAUCUUUUCAAACAUCUAUGUAAAUUUUUACAAAUUAUAAAAAAAUAGAUUUGAUAGGAAAAGUAAAAUGAAACAUUUCUUAACUUAAUAAACUUAAAAAUUCCCUCGUAACAUCAACUAAAUGCUUUCAUUAAAAUCAUAACUAAAACCACACAAUUAAAAAAAAUAUAUUUUCAGUUCAAUCAACAUUUUGUGAUAACGAAAACUAGCCAAAUCCAUCACAAUUAUAUGUUUACAAUUUAAUUAUAUAUAUUUUAUAAUAUACCAUAAAAUAAAUAAUAUACCAUUAUAAAACAAUAAAUAAAUGCUUUUUUUUACAUUUUAUCUAUUUUACUUACCCAAAUUAUAAAUUAUGCUAGAAAUUUUAUAA
Molecule: messenger RNA, 9948 nt
Organism: Condylostylus longicornis
Lineage: Eukaryota; Metazoa; Arthropoda; Insecta; Diptera; Dolichopodidae
Gene: cv-c
Product: rho GTPase-activating protein 7
Exons: 17
Coding region: 1396-7278 (1960 amino acids)
Biological process (GO): actin cytoskeleton organization; signal transduction; regulation of Rho protein signal transduction
Molecular function (GO): GTPase activator activity; lipid binding
Source: RefSeq, a predicted model, not a curated record